AUGCACCAUUUAAUUAAAUAUGGUAUACCUAAUCAUGUAACGUUUUCUCCACAUUCGGAAGCGGAAUCUUGUCCCGAUAGUCGUUCUAAUGAAUUGAAUAUUUCUACCAAUGCUGCCGAAAUAAUUGAGGAGCAGACGAUGGCAUAUGUCGCGUUUAGACCAUAG
Racocetra persica is the source of this 165-nucleotide messenger RNA. Lineage: Eukaryota; Fungi; Glomeromycota; Glomeromycetes; Diversisporales; Gigasporaceae. The record is from the annotation of a GenBank genome assembly.